AUGGCUUCCAUGUCAGAGGAGGAUUUCUGCUGUUCGGUCUGUCAUGAAAUCUUCAGAGAUCCAGUUCUUCUGUCAUGUAGCCACAGCUUCUGUAGAGACUGUUUGAAGAGCUGGUGGACAGAGAAACCAACACAGGAGUGUCCAUUUUGUAAGAGAAGAUCUUCAAGGCCAGAACCACCUUGUAACCUGGAGUUAAAGAAGCUGUGUGAGAGUUUCUUACAGCAAAGAGAUCUGAGAGCUUCAGACUCUCUCUGCAGUCUGCACUCGGAGAAACUCAAACUCUUCUGUCUGGACCAUCAGCAGCCAGUGUGUGUCGUCUGUCUACAUUCAGAGAAACACUCCAACCACAGAAUCAGACCCAUCGAUGAAGCUGCACGACAACACAAGAAGGAACUCCAGGAAACUCUGGAGCCCUUAAAGGAGAAGAUAAAGGUUUUUGAACAAGUUAAAGUGAAGUUUGAUCAAACAGCAGAACACAUGAAGGUCCAGGCCCGACGCACAGAGACGCAGAUUAAGGAUCAGUUUAAAAAGCUUCACCAGUUUCUAGAAGAGGAAGAGAAGGCUAGAAUGGCUGCACUGAGGGAGGAAGAGGAGCAGAAGAGUCAGAGGAUGAAGGAGAAGAUGGAGGCUCUGAGCAGAGAGAUAGCAGCUCUUUCAGACACAGUCAGAGCCACAGAGGAUCAGCUGAGAGCUGAAGACGUCUCAUUCCUGAUCAACUACAAGGCUGCAGUGGAAAGAGUCCAGCAGCGCCCCCUGCUGGAGGAUCCACAGCUGCUCUCAGGAGCUCUGAUAGACGAGGCCAAACACCUGGGCAACCUGAGCUUCAACAUCUGGGAAAAGAUGAAGGACAUGGGGUCCUACACUCCUCUAGUUCUGGAUCCAAAUACUGCUUAUCCAAACCUCAUCCUGUCUGAAGAUCUGACCAGUGUGAGACGAGGAGAGGAACAGCAGCUUCCUGAUAAUCCAGAGAGGUUUGAUAGAUACCACUCUGUCCUGGGCUCUGAGGGCUUUAACUCAGGGACUCACAGCUGGGAUGUCGAUGUUGGAGACAGUACAUACUGGAGACUGGGUAUGUUAGCAGAGUCUUUCCAGAGGAAGGGAUCCAUAGACUCUGGAUUAUGGGCAAUAUAUUUCUCUGAAGGUAAAUACUCAGCUUGUUCUCCUUCAGCUCGAAACACUGUUCUCCCGUUUGAGACGCAGCUCCAGAGGAUCAGAGUGACUCUGGACUGGAACAGAGGAAAGCUGUCGUUCUCUGAUCCUGAUACUAACACACACAUACACACUUCCACACACACUUUCACUGAGAAGAUGUUUCCAUUCAUUUACACUCUGGGUAAUCUGAAGUUAUUGCCCCUGAAGGUCUGUGUGACAAAACAACAGAUCUGA
Molecule: messenger RNA, 1386 nt
Organism: Perca flavescens (yellow perch)
Lineage: Eukaryota; Metazoa; Chordata; Actinopteri; Perciformes; Percidae
Product: nuclear factor 7, ovary-like
Exons: 1
Coding region: 1-1386 (461 amino acids)
Molecular function (GO): zinc ion binding; protein binding
Source: RefSeq, a predicted model, not a curated record